Messenger RNA from Zophobas morio, 2827 nucleotides. RefSeq lists its product as uncharacterized. The transcript is spliced from 3 exons. The record is from RefSeq and is a predicted model, not a curated record. Bases 1 to 822 code for a protein of 273 amino acids. NCBI's taxonomy places the organism in Eukaryota, Metazoa, Arthropoda, Insecta, Coleoptera, Tenebrionidae.
AUGCCGGAGUUUAGCUUUGAUCCGAAACUUACCGUUUUAUAUCCCGCCGGAUUAAUCCAACUUCCUGACGCAACUUUCAGGUCAGCAAUUUGUAAACAAAAGGAAUACUACGACUACCCCGAGAACAACCAGAACCAGACGAACCUCCCGUCGUCCAUCACCGUCGAGAUCGUCCCUCCCGUCAAACAAGAGACCGUCAUCAUCUCCACGGAGGCGGCGCGCAGCAUGCUCAGCGAGGCCGCCGAGGAGGAGCAGCUCGAGAAGUCCAUGGAGCCCAACGCCGGCGUGCACUUCCUCACCGACGACGAGUGCAACCUCAUGGUGGCCAAGCUCGAGAACGGCGAGAACUACGAGAAGAAGAAGAACGAGCUUUUGGAGUACCUCACCCGGCACGACGGCAGUGUAGUUUGUAAACUCUGUGGUGAAGUUCUCGCCUCUAGAACGCACUGGUACAGACACAAGUACAAGUUACACGUGAACAAUCUCGUGAACCCCGCGCCCCUGUUCAAGUGCACGCACUGCAACGUCUUCUUCAAGAGCCGCAAGGGCUACAUGGGGCACAUAUCGGCUCGCCACUCCGAGAACAUGGAGCAGCACGAGGAGCUCAACAUCAGCAUCAAGGAGGAGGUGGUGGAGACGACGGAGCCGCCGAAGAAGAAGAAGGAGGGCAAGUCGGCGGACUGGGAGGAGCAGCGGGUGAAGGAGGAGAAGCUGGUGGCGGACAUCAUCGACAGGGUGCGGAAGGAGUGCGAGGCGCAGGGGGCGGCGGUGAGUCGCCGGGGAUACAGUCGGAGGUCGACGGUGAUGAACUCUUGCAAUUAGGUCUUUGUGCCGCGAAUCAUGUUGCAACACCAAAUUUUGUAGUUUUGGCACGGUUUUUCCUGAGGUUAUUGUUGGCGUCGGCAGCAAUAAUCCGCAAAGAGUGAUUUCUGAAUCUGUAUCUGUCCACUUAUGAUAAUGGGUUUGUAUAUAGUACCUUGAAGCUCAACUGAGACGUGAUUUUGAGAUGCCAAAUUGUGUUACAGUGCAACUUUGUUAUUCGCACUUUUUUUAGAAAUCCUUUGCUCAAGCAUUGUGUCAUGGGUUUAGAGGGGGAGUGGCAACUUGGAAACGAAUAGUAGUUUUGAAAGUGCGUCGAGACGGCCAAUUAAACGACAGCGUUUGAGCGCCAUAUUUGAACUUUUAUAUUUACGACUUAGCAAAAAUGCAAUUUUGUGUCUUGUUGUUUGGACAUUUCUCUACAAAAAACUGAAAAUGUACAAAACGUAGAAAUAAGUUACUAUGGAAGUGCCAAAACGUACCCAGACAUUUACUACUGGGACCAUUUUUGCUUUUAAUCUUUGUAUUUUACCCAUAUUUUAUUUUCUCUGUGACGUCUUCAAACAAUUCCAAGUUUCGCAUAAAAUAAAAUUUUACAAAACACACUUCUGGAUUUGGCACAAACUCAAACUGCUAACUUUUUAUAGUCACCAACAAGCGUGGGUGUAAUGUGGGUUUUUUAGUUAUUUGAAUUCGGGCGAGUUAAAUGCGUGUAUAGUUGGUUGCCUGCAUUUGGCGCAACCAUAAGGCGAAGACUAAAUAUAUUUUUUUUGACACAGGAAGACAUUUGCACAACUUUUGAAGGUAAGCAACGUGAUCGUGGGGUGAUGUACAAGAGUUUGUGCGAAAUCGAAAAGUGCCUUUUGUAAAAUUUCACCGAAUAAACUGGUGGUGAUUCUGGUGACGUCAGAUGUGUGCAGAAUAACCGUUUUGAUAUAGGUUAUGAAAAAAUUCGUACUAAUUAUAAUUAAACAUACGUGGUUUUCGACCACAGGAAUUUUUUCCUCACUUUGCAAUAUUCUAGUCUUUUAAUUAUUGUUUAAAUAUCUGGUGUCUUUGUUAAUCGUUUUCAGAUGAAUCGCUUAAAACCAUAGGUGGCUGGGGCAGUUGACGUUUCGGUAACGCAGUUGUGCACAUUUAUUUAAGUCGUUUUCGGGUAUAAAAGUGUGAAAAACGACUAAAAGCGAUUCAAAAAUUGGUGUUGUGUACCAAAAACAAAACAUUUCCGAGUUUCAAAUCGAUCGAAACGUGAUAAUCGAAUUGGUGUUUUCGCCUGUUUCACGGAUGUCGCCUGGAUCCGGGUAAUUAUAAUAAUAGGAAAAAUUGUCGAUAACGCGCUUCCGAAACACAGAAAACCACCACUUUGGCAAGUUUUUCUUACUUUUUUGAGUCGUUUUUGAUUAUAUUCUAAAAUACCUGUCGAGAUUACGAGUCAAUUUUAAAUUGUUUAAAACCAUAGUCGGCUAUGGCAGUAUGGCGCCGUUGACAUUUCGGGAUCGCAGUUUUGCACUCGUUGCAUUUAUUUAAAGUCGUUUUCGGUUAUUAAAGUGUGAAAAAUGACUAAAAGUGAUUCAUAAAUUGGUGUUGUGCAGUAAAAACCAAACAUUUCCCUAUUUUCGAGUUUCAAAUCGAUGAAAACGUGAUAAUCGGAUUGGGGUCUUCCCCUGAGUCAAUUUUUCAAAUCGUUUAAAAACAUAGUCGGCUGUGGUAAUAUGGCGCCGUUGACAUUUCGCGAUCGUGGUUUUGCACUUGUUGCAUUUAUUUAUUGGCGUUUUCGGUUAUUAAAGCUCGAAAUAUUGCUAAAAGUGACAGAAAGACUGGUUUUGUGCGUGAUAAAUAAUACCAAAAACUAUUUUCGAGUGAAUAAAGUAGGUAACGAUGACUGAAAUUUCGUAUGGUUUCUUGUAGUCCAAGAUCCCAGGGCCCCCAGACGUUACUUAUUUUCUCACAAAUAAAAUGUAUAGGAUAAAGUAGUAUUGGUAUAUAUCUUGAGUGUAUGCACACCUGC